This is a messenger RNA of Closterium sp. Naga37s-1, 863 nucleotides long. Lineage: Eukaryota; Viridiplantae; Streptophyta; Zygnematophyceae; Desmidiales; Closteriaceae. The record is from the annotation of a GenBank genome assembly.
AUGCCGUGCGGCCCGCGUUCUGCCUUUCAAGCUGGCCUCGCCACGGCCCUCGCUGCCGUCGUCGCUCUCGCGCUCCUCGCAGAGGCCAGCGCGUUGUCCGUUGUAUGCGACUCGCCUUUGCGGUUCGAAGGCCCAGACACAUCAACGCAGUACGCGGACUUGCUUAUCCACGACACUCUGUGCGAAGACGUGGAUCGGAGCUGGUUCGUGGAUGGGACUCAGAUCAACGCCAAGAUCUCGUGGGGCGGCUUCCGUUAUUUCGAUAACAAGUGCAGCAGCAUCGCCUUCUACUCCACGCCGGGCUGCGCGGGAGGUCCCUACUUGACGUACCUGCGUCCUCCGUCGAACAGCCAAUUCGUGGAUUAUUCCUUCACGGAGUGGUCGCUCCCUGCCGCCGCGUUGCCAGCGGCAGUGAGAUGCGAGACUGGCUGCAGUGAGCCCUGUGGGUCAGAUGCUACGUGCAUCAGGAGGGACGGCCAGGACCAGUGUGUGUGCCCUGGGUCUCAGCUCUACGACAGCAAUGAGAAGCAGUGCCGCGAUGGCUGUGAGGAUUGCGGUGCGGUCGCUCGGUGCACUGUGAGGGACGGCACAGCGCAGUGCGUGUGCCCUGGGGACCUCCCUUUCAUCGCCGCUACCAAGACAUGCCAAGAGCCCAAUGCCGCACCGCCAUCCUGUGCGACCCAGGGGUGUCCUUCCAACUUUACUUGCAAUGUUAAUCUCAGCCCUCCCACAUGCGUCUGCAUUGAUGGGCUUCAGCUCCAGAACAACCAGUGCGUUGCCCUCAACCCCGAGCCAUCCGUGAAUCCCGAGCCAUCCGUGAAUCCCGAGCCAUCCGUGAAUCCCGAGCCAUCCGUGAAUCCCGA